AUGUCUGGCUCAGCCCCUUCAGUAUUUCCUGUCCCCGCCCAGGUUUAUGUUCGCUUGCGCCCCCCCAAUGUAUCUACAGCUGCAUCUGUCGGGGGCCCUCUCUAUUCUGUUGACUCAGAGAAUUCUAUUUCAGUCGAGUUGCCAGAUGCAGCAGAAACCCAAACAGCACAAUCUCCAGAUAGACCCCCCUCAGAUCCAUCUGCUUCCUUUCGCGUCAGUGGCAAGGUUUUCGAUGCAAAUACGGGAAAUACUGCACUUUAUGUCAAUACCCUCCAGCCUCUUGUCCUCUCAUCUACGGAAGGGAUUAGCAGUUUGGUAAUCGCUUACGGGACUUCUGGCAGCGGGAAAUCGCAUUCUCUCUUUGGGUCUCUUCAAUCCCCAGGAUUGAUAUUUUCUGCUCUUUCCGAUCUCUUUUCCCACAUUGCCUCUUACAACAAUUCCGUGUCUGCCUCUGCAAAACCCGUACCUUCUGCCAUUGCAAACCUGCCGUGGGCAGGGCCCCCCGUGGGGGCCACCAAACCGUAUUCUGAGGGCCCCCAUAAAGCGCCCUUGGAACACUCCCCCGGUGGACACUCUACGAACCCUUUUGGCGGUACUUCAAGGGAGUAUUCUCCAGGCCCCUCUGAGGGGACUUCUACGAAGCUUUCUGGGGGUCCCGUCGGGGGCUCCUCUGAUUUACAACCCAAAGGUUCUUGUAAAUGCCCCUGCGCGGAGGCGGGGGUACUGGGUUGCGAGUUUAGUGUCUGUAUUUCGAGUGUAGAGAUUCGGGGGGAAGAAGUAGGGGAUCUGUUGGGCGGCUGCGAGGGGCUUUAUUGGCCAGGACAGCGGCUUCCGCCUGUGGAUCUGAGGGCCUCACUGGCGCAUGGAAAUUCAAGAGAAGGGCAUGGGCUCUUCAGACAAGUUGAUGUCGCUACAUUGGAAGAAGCUGUGCAGGUCGUGGCCAGAGCUGCUGCCUUCAAGAAGGCGAGAGACCUUGCUUUGGGCAGCGAGGGGGCGAACUUUCUCCUCAGACUCUCUGUGGAGCGCGCAUAUUGCCUCAUUUGCCCACAGCACUCCCCUGCAACAGAAGCAGCUACAGCAGACGGGAAAUCGACGGGGACAAUGCAAGUAGACGAAAAUAGACACACAAAGACUGCAGAUCCAAAGAAUGCAGUUACAGUUCUGAAGGCAGAUAUUACCUUCUUCGAGGCAGCGGGAGUAGAGACACUCCUUCACCAGCCCUCAGGCAGAGCAGUAAACAGAAGCUUAUUUUAUUUGACAGAGUGUCUGCUGCGACUGUCGGAAUCCCCUGAAUAUUUAGAUUCCUUUGAUUGGGGAUCAUCUGCAGCGACAAGUCUCCUACGAAGUUGUGUUGAGGGGCCAAGCGCUCUGCUGCUGCUGACGCCCCUUAGCCCCUGUCCUGAGGCACUCCCUCCGUCUCUCGCUGUCUUGCGCCUAGCCAAUGCUGUGUCCAACAUAUGCAGAAAUGUCCAGAGACAAUUCAUCCAGCCGCAGAAAUCUCGGCUGUUCCUGCUGCACCGCUUGGUGCUACGGGAGACAGAAGCCCUUUUUCUUGGUGUCUCAUUGUUAAGGAGACACCAGCAGCUCCUGCGCCUAAAGAGGCAAAACGAAUGGUGGCUCCCAACAACGGAAGAGAGGCUACGGGAUGUCGGAGAAAGGAGAGAAAAGCUCAAGCAACUCCAGGACAAGGCAAGUAUUUUUGAGGCAAUUCUUGUGGGGGGGGAGGGAGACUGGCGACUGCUCGAGGGAUCUCGGGUUGUUCGCCUGUGCCGCAUGCUGGAGCUUCUGCAAGGCAACAACAACUUGUUUAGUCUUGCUCUGGCUGAAGAAGCUCCUAUGGAAGAUCCGUGCCAGCUUAAAAUGCUUCCUGUGGGGCCCCCGAAGGCCCCCAAGACCCGCAAAGCUAGCCCUACACCCCCUAAUGUUCCACCGAUCUCCCUCAAAACAAAAGACAAACCCGUGCAGUUCACGCCGAUUGCCGAGGUGCCUAUACACCUCUGGGCAUCUGCAAAACCAGCGGCAGCAAAAGAAGCCAGGGAUGACCCCAUUAACCUCACGGCCCUCCACUUCGGAGAAGAUGAAGAGGAAUCCCCCUACGCGGGUGAGGUUCCCCACUACCCUGGUGAAAGGCCCAACUACACUGAAGGGGGGCCCCCGUAUCCUCCACAAGGGUUCGGUUCCGCAGCUAUUCGCCGUCUAUUUAGCAACGAACAUCAGGAGGGAUCCUCUCCUGGCGAACAUACACCACAAGCAAGUGGAGCAACGGGACCCCCGAGCGACGGUGAGACGGGCACUGAGCAAGGGCUCCCCCAGCAGAGGCGACAUAAAGAAAGUCUUCAGAGGGAAGCGCCGAGGUGCCCCGACGAUCCUGCCCUGGAAUUCCUCCCCCAUCAGAGCGGAAGCUCCACCCCUAUGAAUUGUAUGGCCCUUGCUGCAGCAGAGACAGCAGCAGCAGCAGUUGCAACAGCAGCAGCAGCAGGUGGGUUCCCUGGAAAUGGGUGUAGGCAGCCUGCAGAGUCAUGUGCUAACCAGUUAGGAGUCGGUGCACUGGAAGAGGAGUUGGAGGGCGCCGCCUGGGGGCAGCUGCCUGCUGCGGGUCCCCCGUCCCCUCUUAGUGUUCCAGACAACUAUGCAAUGGAACGCCAAGGUGUCUCCCCCCCUGCAACUCCUCUCUCUUUAGAGUCCGAAGCAACACAGGAAGGAGACGCUGAGGGGGAGCACCAAAGGCUCUUCUUCAAAGUCCAGCUGAGACUGAAGGCGUCGCCUCCUCUCGCGCAAGGGUCACCCAAGAGGGCUUCCCCAGAAAGGCCGCAGCAGCAACAGCAGCAGCAGCUGGUCGUACACUGCAUUGAAGAAAUUGACCACGAAAACCGCCGGGCAAACGCGAACCUGUUCACCCCACGCUUCAGCACAAAGGGAGACGGGAACGGAAAUAAUCCCCUCCAGGUGGCUUCCAAAGGCCACCUCCCCUCAACAUCAACAGGCCCCCACACAAGCAGCAGCAGCAGUAGCUCGCCUAAUGGUGGGAAGGACAGUAGCAAGGGCUGCAGCCAACAGGGGCUUCCAGAAGAAGGCAGGACGAAACUCUUGAGAGAUGCCACUGCACUUCGGAGCGAAGUGUUAAGCCUUAUACAGGACAGUCCAACGGAGAAACCUUGGGGGGCCCCUCGGUUCCGCAGAUCUCCUACCCCUAAACGGGAUCCCUGCCCUUCACCUCCCAUUCACUGCAGCAACAGUGAGAGAGAAGUGGCCCCAUGCCAGCCUGCUGGCUACAGAAACUCCCGUGAGGGUUCUUCUGAGGGGCGGCCGAACACUCGAGUCAUUGGCCCCCCACAGCAUCACAGCAGGCAAAGUGUGCAAACUCCAGACUGGGGGUCCCCACAGGGCCCUGGAAGUGCGAUAUGGGAAGGUGGGGUCCCUGCACCCAACCUUUACUGCGUGCAUGCCCACGUGCCACUGUCUCCUUCCAAUGUUGCUUCUCCCUGCUGGGGCCCUUCAGCUCAUCAGGGAGCCCCCAGCCCUCAACACGGAUGCACGCAGGUUAUUCAAAUGCCAUGCGCCUUCCCUCCGAGUCCUUGGGACCCCCCAGCCACCUCAGUGCGAAAGGUGACCCGGAGCAAGGACCGUCCCGCCGCCUGCAUGCAACAGCGGGCCGCUGAACACCAGCAGACAGCUCGGGAUGCUCAAGUGGCAGGCCUCUCCAGGGAGCCCCCCAAAAUCCCUCAGUUGACUGAAGCCGAUCGCCGGUUGCCGCACUUUCGAGCUGGGAAAGGGGGGGCCUCCUGGGAGGUCCCUGCCUCUCGUUCUGGUACAGCUGCAGCCCGAGUUGCAGCAGCGGGUGCAAAAGCAACAGGAGCAGUAACAGGAGAAGACGAAGGCAACAGCUUCUGCCUGCCGGAGGAACCAACGUGGCGAUGCAGGCCUGCAGACAGCAAGAGCGACCUGCUGCUCCAGAGUUCAUUGAGGCCAUGGACGCGGAGGGGACGUUCCCCUGCCUCUGCUUCGGUUCCGGCUGUGGCUCAUCGCGGAAAGGAAAGGGCGAAAGGCCCCACUGCUAGUCAGAGCAGAACACCAGCACGAGAGGCCGGUAAGGGCUCUCUUGAGCCAGCGAGGGGCCCCCAUCCAGCAGCGCAUGCAGCACGCCCGCCUCAAACUGUACCUACGUUUCAAGCUGCUCAUAGACGACAAACUGCACGUGCAAUCCCACAUGGGAUGCCUUUGCCCCACGCUGUAUAUACACCCCAACCUCUCGGCUUUCCUGGGCACUUCAGGGCCCCCAUCUUUGUCCCCUCGAUUGCAAGGGGCGCUGGGGCCCCCUUGGUGCCCCCAAAACCCUAUGAGCUGCAGUUCAAGGGCCAGGCAGUGCUAUGUGGCGGCAGCAGCGACAGGAGCAGCUCCUCAGGGGGGCCACCGUCCACUGUGAGAUCCUCGGCACCUACAGAAAGAGGAGAUUCUGAUGGAAUAGACAGUCAGAAGGAGAUUCCCCGGAGCAGCGCGCAGCCCGUGGCAUCACCUGCUGCAGCAGCAGCACUUUUUGCAACACGUGCUGCUGUACCAAUAACUGCAGCACCACAAAAUGAUCUCACCCCCCCCGCCGUCACGGGGGCCAUCCUGCAGGGCCGUGGUACUAGUGCAACGAUCGGCCCACAACCGAGCCCUCAUGAGCAGCAGCAUGCGCAGCAGCGAGUGCCCCAGCAGCAGCAAAAGCAGCACCACCAGCAGCAAAUUCAGGAGCAGCAACAGCAGCAGAACUUGCAGCAGCAACAGCAGCAAUCGAACAAGCAAUCGCACCAGCAGCAGCAGCAGCUCUUGCAGCAGCAGCAUUUGCAGCAGCAGAACUCGCAGCAGCAGCACUUGUACCAGCAGCACUUGCAGAACCAGAACUCGCACCAGCAGCACUCGCAGCAGCAGCACUUGCAGCCGCAGCACUUGCAGCAGCAGCACUUGCAGCAGCAGAACUCGCAGCAGAAGCCAACUGAACGACGAGUAGAAGAUGACAGAGCUUCCGGGGCUCGGGGGCUUCCGUCUAUUGUUGGCGAACCCCCUUCUCUGCAUGCAUCGAACAGCAUAUCUGAGUCAGUCUCCAGGCCCACUGUUGCUGCAGCACGUUCUGCAUGCAUUUCCGAGAGGGUUCCCGGUUCUCUGGGGGCUCCCAGCUAUCCUCAAACAGGAGGCGUAUCCUCUCGUGAAGCUGCUGCAGGCGGCCAAGUGAUUCCCUCUGUAGGUCGGGCUGCUUCUCCGGUCUCCACUUACCGUCAAGAGGGUGCUGGGCUCCCUUCAAACCCUGCAGCAUACCGUGCAGCAUCAUAUCGUCCGGAUCUUCAUUCUCCUGCUCCCACCACUACCAGUUGUGAAGGGCGCAUCGGGGGGCCCUCUGAAGCCUCUUGCCGCACCUCUGCACCUUGGAGCCCAGCAUUUUCCAAGGGCCCCUGGGGUCCCUGUGGGGACGGCAGCGGAAACCUCACCAUUGCGACUUGCUGGACUCCUCGGCCCCCCGUGCCCCCGUUGCCUGCGCGAAUUGUUAAUAUUGUGAAGAGAACCCGUGACGGCAUCGCCGCCGACUUCGCGCUGGAUAGCGAGAAGCGCAGAACCGUGUACCCUCCAGAAAAGCCUCUCAACAUCCCUUUGCCUUCCUAUGGCCAAGGGGGCCAGGCUUCAGGCAGCGGGGCAUAUUAUCUGCCGUAUGAAAGAGGCUGUGUAAACGAAGCUGCAACAGCGGACGCUGUCACAGCAACAGUAUGGGAGGAGGCAGCUGCCAGGGGCCGUUCUCGUACUCUAGGGCCUCAGCAAGCUUGGGUCAAGCCUGUCUUCUUCCCUGGGGUCCCACAAGGAGAAUGGGCCUCGCACCCCAGCUCGCGACCUGAGGCGCUGUCAGCGGACCCCCAUAUGCGCCAUCCAACUGCGUCUGCGUGGGGGCCCCAUGGAGCCCCUUCCAUGCCGCAAGGAGCGGGGUCCCCAACGGUCUUAUCUUCUUGGGGACCUCAAAGAGCUGGCUCAGGCAGUGGCCCAACAGAUAAAUGUAGGGGCCUCCCGAGGGGCCAGCGAAGCUGUUCGGUAGGGCCAUCGCAUGCUCCUGUCCGUGGGUCCGCAGCAGUUCGAACCAGCAGCAGCUCCGCAGCCGUUAAUGCUGCUUGUGCAAAUGGUCAUGAAGAGGUUCGGCAAGGCGAUUCGGUGCCGAUGGUUCCCGCUGUAAGUACACAGGAGGACAUAGAUGCGAAUUGUUUUGAAGAUUGUUUGGCGCUGCUGAAUGCUAGGGUCGGGCGUGCGUACCACAGGAGACCCCAUCUUCCUCCAGGCCAAACCCUUGCGGCUCCCCCUCCCUGCCCCUUUAGACGCAGGAGGAGUGCUUCUCGCGCCGCCAACAGGGGAGCAUCAGCCCCGACUGUCGCUGCAGCCAAGCGCACAGGAGACACGGGGGGGAGCUGUGUAGCCCCACGCGGCUGCGAACUGACGGUCUCCUGUGGUGUGGGGUCUCCGCAAGACUGA
Molecule: messenger RNA, 6486 nt
Organism: Eimeria maxima
Lineage: Eukaryota; Apicomplexa; Conoidasida; Eucoccidiorida; Eimeriidae
Product: kinesin motor domain-containing protein, putative
Exons: 9
Coding region: 1-6486 (2161 amino acids)
Biological process (GO): microtubule-based movement
Cellular component (GO): kinesin complex; microtubule
Molecular function (GO): microtubule binding; ATP binding; microtubule motor activity
Source: RefSeq, a predicted model, not a curated record